CUGACGGGACAGCAACGCGACGCCGGCCUUGACCUCUGGUCAGAUCUGACCACAACUCCCCCUGGCAUACACUCUUUCACGCCAAAUGCAAAUCCCCAUAACAAUAGACGCUACAGACGUUCAAACAAGCCUAGUUACUCGUUGAACAUGCAUACACAUCGCUCAAGUAGACAUUUUAAAACGCCUGAAAAAGAAGCUCGAACAGCCGGACUGAGUGAACUGGCGGACAUGCGGCAGUUUCAAAUGUGCAUUCGAUAUGACGCCUUGGCAACAAAGCAUAGCUGCAAGGAUUGUGUUGGUACAAUUGGAUGUGAAGAGGAGCUGGGCGUCGGAUUGGCUGCAGUCGUCCCAAAUAACGCGACGAGAUUUGUCAAGCUGGGACAGAUGGCAACUGUACACGCAGUUGUCAUAAUGUUAUCAUAA
Messenger RNA from Protopolystoma xenopodis, 423 nucleotides. NCBI's taxonomy places the organism in Eukaryota, Metazoa, Platyhelminthes, Monogenea, Polystomatidea, Polystomatidae. The record is from the annotation of a GenBank genome assembly.